This is a messenger RNA of Lycium ferocissimum, 2040 nucleotides long. Its product is annotated as acetyl-CoA-benzylalcohol acetyltransferase-like. The coding region runs from base 346 to 1692 and encodes 448 amino acids. NCBI's taxonomy places the organism in Eukaryota, Viridiplantae, Streptophyta, Magnoliopsida, Solanales, Solanaceae. The transcript has a single exon. The record is from RefSeq and is a predicted model, not a curated record.
ACUGUUCCAUGUUUUAUUGAUCAUGAGCGUGAUUACAAUAAACUGAUGCCGACUUAUGCCAUGUUUAUGAAUCAUCAGUUUGUGAUGGCAAUAAACUAAUGCCAAUUUAUGCCAUGUUCAUAAGAGUGUGAUGACAAUAAACUUAUGGAAUUAGUAAAAAAUUUGGUCUUAAAAUUUGGGCUGAGGCCUCUAUAAAAGAACCUGUCAACUAAGGAAUAUUCAGAAACAACUUGAAGUACAGAAAUCAACUCUUAGUACAUAAAUUUUGCUUCUUUUUGUUUCCAGAUAUUUCCCUACUAAGAAAAAAUCAAAGUUCUUUUCUUUUUGGCUGUCAAGCCAAUAGCCAUGGCCAAGUUAGAGAUUCAAAUCCAGACAAGGAAAAUGAUGAAGCCCUCAACUCCUACCCCGAAUCAUCUUCAGAGCCUCAGUCUUUCAUUUUGCGAUCAGGGGGCUCCUCGUAUAUAUGUACCAAUACUGUUCCACUACUUGCCAAGCAGUGAAUGGAACAACGAAGGAAUUACUGAAAGAUGUGAUAAACUACAAAAAUCUUUGGCUGAGACCUUAACCAAUUUUUACCCUCUAGCAGGAAGAUUUAGAGAGGAUGAAUUCUCAAUUCACUGCAAUGACGAAGGUGUUGAGUAUGUUGAAUCCAAAAUCAAUACGGAUCUUAUUGAGUUUCUCCGUGAAGGACCCAAGAUUGAGCCUUUGGAAGAUCUUCUUCCAAAAAUGGAUAAGCUAUCAAGUCCAUUACUUGGUGUCCAAGUGAACAUAUUCAACUGUGGAGGACUAGUCAUAGCGAUACAAAUUUCACAUGUCGCAGCUGAUGCUUUCACUUUAGCAACAUUUCUCAAUGAAUGGGCACAAGCUAGCCUUACAGGGAUGACGACAAAAUAUUGUCUUCCAAGGUUCGGUCACUUGUCAUCGCUCUUCCCCACAAGAGUGCUAUCGGGACCUCAAUUCUCACCACCAUCCAACAUAGGCCCUAAGAUUGUCACGAAGAGAUUUGUGUUUGAUGCUUUGGCAAUAUCAAAGCUCAAAGACAGAAUCAAUUCAAGUGCCACAUUUACGAGACCUACUCGAGUGGUAGUUGUUAUGUCAUUAAUAUGGAAGGUUCUUGUGGGCAUUUCGUCAGCCAAACAUGGACAUUCGAGGGACUCUUGUUUUUUGUUUCCUAUUAAUUUGAGGGGAAAAUCAAAUUUACCAUCUUUGGAACAUGCUCUAGGGAAUUUCUAUGUGACUGUAGUUGCCACUCUUGAGGCAAACCAGUUAAGAAAGGAGUUAAAUGACUUUAAGGAGUUAAAUGACUUUGUUAACUCUAUAGGAAGUACAGCAAGGGACACAUCUCUAAGCAUUGGUAAGGCAAGCGUCGAUGAAAUUAUCUCUCUGUCCAUUAACUGUGGGACAGAAAUCAUUAACAAAUUUGGUCAAGGAGAUAAGAUGGACAUUUAUGCCUGCACUAGUUGGUGCAGAUUCCCCUGGUAUGAAGUAGACUUUGGUUGGGGAAAGCCAAUUUGGGUGAGCAGUGUUGGCAGACCUUUUGAAAUAAUUAGUCUGUUCGACACAAAAAGUGGUGAUGGAAUAGAAGCAUGGGUUAGUUUGAAGGAGAAUGACAUGGCUGAAUUCGAGAGAGAUCCUGAUAUUUUGUCCUCCACUUCAAAAGAAGCAUUUGAUUCCUCGAUUUGGAUAAAAUGAUUAAUAUAACUGUCUAUCGUGAUAUUUUCAAGUGUAUCUUUUGAGCCUAGUUGGUUGAAGUCUAAUCCAUAUGAUGAUAUGAACAUGACAACAGCCUAGCUAGUCGCACAAUAAGAUUUUGUUAUGCUUUUUUCCUGUUUAUUCGGAUGAUGAGCAAUAAAUUUGAGGUUUUGUGCAAGGAGCAUCUAGUUUCAUCACAAUUUCACUGAACAUUAAUUUUAUGAUGAGUUGAGUUGUUGAAAGAUCUUUCAUACAUAUUACUGAACAAUAGCAAUAAGUUUCUGCCUCUACAUGUUAGGAAACGAUAACAUGAACAAAAACUAAUAAGACCCAGAGAGGCAUAAACUU